GAGGAGUGACUGUGCAGGACGGAGUGCGCGCGCAGGGACGCAUUGAAAGUGCAGAGCGCGUGCACUUGUGAUCAGCGCGAUCAAGAUGGGCAACGUUCAACCCACAGUUGUUCCAUGUGAGGACUUUGACGUGUUGGCGGAUAUUAAGGAAAUCCGCAAAGCCUGCAAAGGAAUGGGCACCGAUGAGGAGACCAUCAUCGCCAUCUUAGCUAACCGCUCCUCGGCUCAGCGCAUGGAGAUUAAACAAGCGUACUUUGAGAAAUAUGAUGAUGAGCUGGAGGAGGUGCUGAAGAGCGAGCUGACAGGAAGUUUUGAGAAGGCAAUCAUCGCCAUGUUGGAUCCGCCUCACAUCUACGCUGCGAAAGAACUGCGACGCGCCAUGAAGGGAGCCGGAACCGAUGAGGACGUGCUGGUGGAGAUCCUGUGUACCAGCACCAACCAGGAUAUUGUGAAUAUUAAGGACGCGUACGCUCAGGUACACGAGCACGACCUGGAAGCCGACAUCGAGGAUGACACGAGCGGAGACGUGAGAAACUUGUUGAUUUCACUCCUCCAGGCGAGCAGAGACGAAGGAUUUGAAGUGGAUGAGGAAUUGGCUGAGCAGGAUGCCACAUCACUAAUUGAGGCUGGAGAAGGACGCUUCGGCACGGACGAGUCCACUUUCACCUACAUCCUCACUCACAGGAACUACCUUCAGCUUCAGGCCACCUUUAAAUACUACGAAUCGAUGUCUGGGACAGAUAUCCUCGAUACCAUCAGCAGUGAAGCCACAGGGACAUUAAAGGACUGCUACAUAACUCUGGUCCGGUGUGCGAAGAACCCGCAGCUCUAUUUCGCCCGUCGCCUGAACGCAGCGAUGUCAGGCGUAGGGACGGACGAGGACACGCUCAUCCGCAUCAUAGUGGGACGCUCCGAGUUGGACCUGGAGACCAUUAAGGAAAUGUAUCUGGAGAAGUUCGACGUGACACUGAAGGACGCACUGAGCUCGGACUGCGGCGGAGAUUUUAAGCGCCUCCUGCUGGCUGUCCUGCACUGAAGAGAGUCCGACACCAAUCCCUACACCAGUAACGAAGCGUAUUACCAACACUGCCUCGAGGAAUAACACACAGGCUGUGUCCAAUACUGAUCUAACAUGCCCUCGUCUACUUCCCCUCCUCUGUGAAGGAAAAUGGUGACAAAUUUGACCCUUUUAUUUACAUUUUUACACAACGGUAGAAAUUUUAUCAUUUUUUUUUUUUUAAAAGUGACCGUUUUUAACCUACUAUUAAAAACACACAAACAGAAAUUUGGUUUAGAAAAAUUUCAGUGGCCUAGUAAUAUACACAAGCUCAAAUUUUUUGAUUUUUUUAAUUUAAUUUUAAUUUUAUUUUAUUCUUUCUUUUAGUUGUCUCACCUACUAGUAAACAACAGGAUUUUGGGAUUUUUAUUUACUAGUAAAAAAAUACACAAAAAAACACUUUCUUUUUUUUUAAAGUGGCCAAGCUUUUAACUUCUAGUAAAACAAUAAAACAUAUUCUCAAGCACACAUUUGUAUUUUGUGACCACGAUUUUCUAUUAUAAUAACAUCUGGUUAUUGUCGUAUUUUUAUACUUCAUCGCAUUUAAUAUUUUUAAAAAAACCCUCAAACUGAACAUUUUCCAACACACAAUUUUCAGCAUUUUCUACACGCUUUCAGUCCAAAAUCUUGCAGUGACUGAAAUAUCAUCGCCAUGAUAUUUCUACUUAGUUUAAGACAGAAUUACAGGUUGGUUUUGAAGGAGAUGUCGACGAGGGCGUGAAACAGUGUGUGAACACAAUAACGCACAACUAGCAGUUACACGUUCCCACUCACAUGCCAGAUAUCAUUCAGUCCACACUGCCUCUCCUCUUCUAGUCAUAUUUACAUAAACAACUUUAUUUAAAAAGCUUUAAAACAAUGACAGGGAAAGCAUUUAACGGGAUGCGACGUGUUUAUUCACUGAAACAGAACUCAAGCCUGUUAUUUGUUUACAGUUUUAGGAUGAAUUAACGAAUAUGAAAACACUGAAAAUGGAACCUUUCUGAUCUCUUUAACAGGAAAGUGUUUCGUACAUUUUAGUCCUUCUUACAGAAAUAUAUUGUAGAAAUGUGUGUGUUCCUACUGAAUAAUCCUGUAUUAACCCUGAUUAUAUAAGCGCAGGAGGUGAGGUUCGAAUGUUACGUGAUGAAAUGUACUCUCUCGCUGUUCGGGGCAAACUCAGUAAGUUCUGAUGGAAGUGAUGUAAAAGUUGCUUAUUUAAAUAUUAACCCAGUGCAAGAUAUUAAUAUUGGCAAGUGUACACUAAUAUUGUGUGAUGUAAUCUGUAUAAAAACUAAAUGCAGACAAGAUGAAGGUGAAGAAACUGUGGGAGCAAAUAAACACUCAUUCAAGUGUAUCAAUAAAUAACAACAAGUAAACAAA
Messenger RNA from Ictalurus furcatus (blue catfish), 2419 nucleotides. RefSeq names its product annexin A13, like (gene anxa13l). The transcript is spliced from 11 exons. Bases 86 to 1036 code for a protein of 316 amino acids. Gene Ontology annotation, molecular function: calcium-dependent phospholipid binding; calcium ion binding. Lineage: Eukaryota; Metazoa; Chordata; Actinopteri; Siluriformes; Ictaluridae. Gene Ontology annotation, cellular component: cytoplasm. The record is from RefSeq and is a predicted model, not a curated record.